Molecule: messenger RNA, 3055 nt
Organism: Plasmodium gallinaceum
Lineage: Eukaryota; Apicomplexa; Aconoidasida; Haemosporida; Plasmodiidae
Product: surface-associated interspersed protein (SURFIN)
Exons: 2
Source: RefSeq, a predicted model, not a curated record
AUGAAAAAAAAGUCAACCUCAAAAAAUGCAAGAUUAUUAUCACAAUUAGAAGAAAUUUCCUGCAUGUUAAAUCAAAAAAAUGCUACAAUAGAAAGCAAAGCUAAUUUAACUAAUGAUACAAUUAAGCUCAAUACAGAAAUUCAAUCAUUUAUGAAUGAUACUCGUAAUGAACUUCAAUUUUAUCUUGAAGACAAUAAUAUUAAGAAUGACACAGAAAAAUGUCAAAAGGCAUCCUCAUACAUAAAUUGGAGAGGAAUGGACUAUGUUAAUUUGCUAUUAAAUGAAAAAGAAAAUUAUAAUAUCUCCUGUGUUGUUGAAAAAUGGAAUGAGAAACAAAAAUCUUUUGAAACAAGUAUAGAUGAAAAAACAAAAUCAACGUGUAAUGCAACAACUUUCAAUUAUUGUUCUCUUUUGAAUAAAAAUAAUAACUGCAUGAGACCUUAUGAAAAUAAUGAUCUACCAGUAUCAACAUCAUUAACAUACGAACAACUCAAUGAUGAUACUUAUAGUACUAAUAAAAAUCAAAUUAUUGAUGAUAGAUGGGGUAAGUUUAACAAUAUUACAAGUGAUAUAUCUCAUUACUAUUACAGAAUGUAUGAAAAUAACAAUUCUACACUUAAUUGUGGAAAGUGGAGUAUGUAUAUAUAUAAGAGAGGAAAACAAUUUAUUAAAAUGGCGGCCAAUGAAUUAUAUGAAGAUGCAAUAUAUGUAAAUGAUACUAUUAGAAGAUGGAAUGAACAUAGUAAUCAAUUACAAACUACUGUAUUAGAAGAAACUGGUAAUAAAUGUAAUAUGACAACAUUUAUUUAUCAAUUUAAAGAGCAAGAAAAUUCAAAUAAUCCAUAUGAUUUAUCUUGGCUUAUUUCAAAAAAGAAUCACAAUCAACCUAAUGAAACUGCAUAUAAUACAACUCCAUUACCACAUAACUUACAACCUACAACUGUAACUCCUAAUGUAUUGCAUAAUGAUACUACUACAGGUUCAUUGGAUAACAAUACGACUAGUGUUAAUAACGUAAAUGGUAACAGUUCCUCUGAAAAUACAUUAACAAGCGACACACCAGAGACACCAGUGUCUAUAGAUCAAAUUGAGCCAGAAACUGAAAGCACAAAUUCUCCAGAAAACUCAACACAAUCCAAUUCUUUAACUCCGAAUGGUACAAUACAUUCUAAUACUAAUACUAUAACUGACACAACCUCAUCUUCGCCAUCCCCUGAGAUUGUAAUAUCUCCUACAACUAAAACAUUAUCUUCAAAUUCUACUGCAAGUAGUGGCACACCUACAGUUACACCUUUAUCUGGAGAAAUAUCUGCUACAACAUCCAAUGAAUAUUCUAAUACUACUAUGAAGUCAUUUACAAGUAAUAUUACACCUUCUACUACUACAACUCCGCCACCUACAACUGCAUCUUUACCUUCUUCUAAGACUGUAAUUUCUUCUAUAUCUAAACCAUCACCUUCAGACUCUCCUACAAGUAGUAGUUCAUCUGAAAUUACAUCUUUCUCUGAAAAUAGGUCUCCUACAAAUAUAUCUAUACCUUCUACUAAUAAAACUGUGUCUCCUACAACUAAACCUUUAUUUUCACAUUCUCCUACAAGUAGUGAUGCAUCUACAGUUACACAUUUUCCUGUUAACGAGUCUUCUAAAAAUAUAACUGCAUCUUCUACAGUUAGCACUACAUAUUCUACCACUAUCGUUGAGUCAAUGGAAAAUAAUAUUACACAUUCUACAACAUACACUAAAUCUCCUGAAACUUCAUCUUCACCUUCUGAAACUGUAACUUCUGUAUAUAAUACAUCUACAAAUACCAUUGAACCUUCUACAAACAGAAUUGCAUCUUCUGCAACUAACACUACAUCUCCUACUUCUGAUAUUAUAUCUCCAACUCCACCUUCGUAUUCUCUUGAUAAUACAUCUAUUCUCACAAAUACGACCGCUUUUUUUCCUACAACAAAUAACAAUUUACCCUCAAAUCAGACAGAUAGUAUCCAACCGCAGAACCUACAAAAUACACAUGCCCCUCUUAAACAGGUUCAACAACAUAUACUCGAAAAUAAUACUGGAAAUGUUUCACUAAGUUCAAAUACGACUGUUUCAAAUAAUUUUUUGACUCCAUCCCCAUCAAAUAAUCCUACCUAUGUUAUGCCUACAGUUACACCUAAAAGUAAUUUAUUAAUACCAAUGGUUUCAGGAGGUAUUUUUCUUUUAGGAAUUAUUUUUCUUUUGAUUCUUCUUUGUAAAUAUACUCCCAUUGGAUCUUGGCUUCGUAACAGGAAGUCAAAAAAAAAAAAAGCAAGAAAAAAGAUUAAGAAAAUAACAAGGGAACCGUUGCUAAUGGAUACAAAAAAUACAACGAAUGAACCAAUAAAUAGUGAAAAUUAUUCCUUCUUACACCAUGAAAAAGAAAUAUCACUAUGUGAUAUGAGUUUGAAAAAUCGAAAAGAUUUGAAGUAUAAACAUGUAAAGAAAUCCAAAGCACCUAAAGGAAUGUAUAUGGAAAAUGAAAAAUAUUUGAAGUAUGAACAUAUGAAGAAAUCCAAACCUCAUGAAGGAAUGCAUAUGGAAAAUGAAAAUAAGUGCAUUCGUGAAGCUGUAGAAGUAUCAAAGAAGCAUGAAAAUGAAUUUAUAUUGAGAGAAAAAUUAAAUGAAGAUAAUCCUAGAAAUGAAAUUAAAGAUGAAUUAACUAAAAAUAGAUUAGAAGAAAAUCCUGUUCAUGUUGUACGGUAUAUUAGGAAAGAUACAUUAAAUGAGGAAAAAGCAAAUGAAAUAAAUUUGCAAAAAGAAAAAUCUACAUGUGAAAUUGAAAUGAAAAAUUUAGGAAAUAAAACGUCAAUCAAGAAUGAUGUAUGUAAUUGGAAUUCAUGGUUAAAUAUACAUAUGAAUGCAUUACUAGAAUAUAAAAAAGAGGAAUGGAAAUUGAAUAAAACCGAAUUUUUUGAUAUUUGUUUAGAAGAGAUCCAAAAAUAUGGAGAAAAUUCUAAUUUAAAAGAUAUGGGAAAUAAUUUUGUAAUGAAAAUAAAUGAAGAAAAUAGUACCGAUAGAAUAGAUAAAAAUA